GAAGGAAGCCUCGCUAUGAAUGACCGAAGCAACCGUAGGCGGACAAUGAAGGACGAAGACACAUUUGAGAUCUCCAUCCCCUUCGAAGAGGCACCCCACUUAGACUCACAGAUUUUCUACAGUCUGAGUCCCUCUCGGAGAAAUUUUGAGGAGCCUCCAGAGGUCACCUCCCCAACCCUGACCCUGAUGAACAGCGUUAAGGCCCAGCUGCACAUGGCCCUGGAAAGGAACUCAUGGCUGCAGAAGCGCAUUGAGGACCUGGAGGAGGAGAGGGACUUUUUGCGGUGUCAGCUGGACAAGUUCAUUUCCUCGGCCCGGAUGGAUGCAGAGGACCACUGCCGGAUGAAACCUGGGCCACGGAAGGUUGAUGCGGACAGCCGGGCUGGGGUUGGGGGAGAAGCCUCAGACCCUGAGUCGGCAGCCUCUUCCUUCAGCGGGGCAUCUGAGGAGGGCAGUGCCAGUGAGAGGAAGAGGCAGAAGCAGAAGGGAAGUACUGGCCGGAGGCGAUUUGGGAAACCCAAGGCUCGAGAGAGGCAGCGGGUGAAGGACGCUGACGGGGUCCUCUGCCGCUACAAAAAGAUCCUGGGCACCUUCCAGAAGCUGAAGAGCAUGUCUCGAGCCUUUGAGCACCACCGCGUGGACCGGAACACGGUAGCGCUGACCACGCCCAUCGCGGAGCUGCUCAUUGUGGCUCCCGAAAAGCUGGCUGAGGUGGGAGAGUUCGAUCCGUCCAAGGAGCGCCUGCUGGAGUACUCCCGCCGCUGCUUCCUGGCGCUGGACGACGAGACUCUCAAGAAGGUGCAGGCUCUAAAAAAGAGCAAGCUGCUCCUGCCCAUCACCUACCGCUUCAAGCGGUGA
Messenger RNA from Arvicola amphibius (Eurasian water vole), 858 nucleotides. It is a transcript of the gene Ccdc106, whose product is annotated as coiled-coil domain containing 106. NCBI's taxonomy places the organism in Eukaryota, Metazoa, Chordata, Mammalia, Rodentia, Cricetidae. Gene Ontology annotation, cellular component: nucleoplasm. Bases 16 to 858 code for a protein of 280 amino acids. The record is from RefSeq and is a predicted model, not a curated record. The transcript has 5 exons.